GAGGGAGGCAAAUCGGGUUGCAUAUAUACGGUGUGCUAGUUAUUUUUUGCUACUCGAAUACCAAGUCAGCUGUCUAUAUAUACAUAUGUGCAUAUAUUUAUAUAGAAAUAUAUCUAUGCAGAAUGUCGUCGUCUCUGGACUAUUGUCGAUAUAGCUAUAGUGAUCUGCCGUUAGAGAUUGUGCUGCAUAUAUAUAAAUAUCUGGGCUAUACAGAUUUAUUGGCAGCUGGCACAACAUGUCAUCGCUGGCGGAGCGCCUUGUAUCAAACGGAAUUCAUUGAACGAACCCGUGUUCGUUUCUCAAAAGUUGUGCUCUCGGAUCAACAUAGUCCAGCGUUGGAUUUGAUGCGUUGCGAGCGACGCUUUCGUCAUUUUCUAUUCGAGGAUGUGACGCUGGGGCAUGUCCAGGUGCUGAUGUCAUUUAUUGGCCAGUCGGCGCAUUCGCUGAGCCUCGACAAUGUCGAUCUGAAUGAUAAGCAAUUCUAUGGCAUGCUGCGUCUGUUACCCCAUCUUCAGUCGCUGGCGGUAACCCGUUGCCUGCCUCUGUUUAUGUCGGCGACAUUUUUGGACACGAGCACUUGUGAUCUGAAUGCAAUAGCUGCGCACUUGGCCAGCAUAAAGGAGCUAACCAUAUGCAAAAAUCAAUAUCUUACGGAUGCGAUUCUGUUUCGGCUGACUGCUUUGAUGCCUAAUUUGGAGCUGUUGAAUAUGUCUGGUUGCCAGAUCUCGUUUCAUAAUGCCAUCUACAAGCGUUUCUAUCCCAACGAACCAAAUACGCCAAGUGAAUCGGUGCUGACUUUUAGAUAUGUUCUCAAUGUGAUCGUCCAGCAGCGAAAACUGUUGCGUAGCUUGGAUUUUAGUCACACCCUAAUCGGGCACUCGCUGCAGGCGCUCUCUGAUCUGAGUCGAGUGGAUGAAAAUGGACAGCCGGGCUUGCAGCUCCAGCGACUCAAUCUUGCUGGCUGUGUCCAACUGAAUGCGGCUACCAUCAAAAGUUUCCUCAACACACAACCGAAAUUGAGCGCUUUGGAUUUGUCUGGCGCGAUGUGUCUGAAUGAUGAUUGUCUGGCCACAAUUGUCCAGGCUAAUCCUCAACUGCUUGAGCUGCGCAUAAAGGCUUGUGAUGGAGUCACCAGCGUUGGCGCCGCCAAAUUGAGGCUCUUAACGCGCCUGCGAUCUUUGGAUAUCUCCAAUUGUAAUGGCAUCAAUGGCAAUGGGAUUAUGGAGGGCGUUGCAAGCGAGGAGAAUACUGUCCUCUUGGAGUUGAAUGUUUCGUAUUUGCCCAUCUGUGAGGAGUCGAUCAAAACGAUAGCCAGAAAUUUGCAUGCAUUGCGCACUUUGCACUUGAAUUAUUGUGUGAAUGGUGUCACGGAUGAAGUGGUUCAGGUCAUCAUUCGGGAGCUGCACUGGCUACGGGAGCUAUCCCUGGAGAGCUGUCGCCGGCUCACGGAUGCCGCGCUGACUGGCAUUAAUUUGUCGAAGCUGGCAUUGAAUGAGACAUCCAUCAGUCCCCCGUCCAACGUUGUAGGACUCGAGCCCGCCGCGGGCCCAGUGCGAAUCUCGUUGCGCAGCAAGGCUGAGGAGGAAAUUGUGCGUGAUGCGAAGCGUAAGCAGGCCAUGUUUGCGGUCUACGAAAUGAAUCUAAUUGACGAGGAGGAUUUUGAGGGUCACAAUAUACAGGAGCUGCGCGGAUUACGCUCCUUGAAUCUCCGGGGCUGCAAUACAAUUAGCGAUGUCUCCCUGAAAUAUGGCUUGAAGCAUGUGGAGCUGAAUCGGCUUUUGCUCUCCAAUUGCCAACAGAUCUCGCUGCUGGGCAUUGAGGCGCUGGUCAACAAUUGUCCCUCCUUGGAGAUACUUGAUCUAUCCGAUUGCUAUACGAUCAAUGAUCAGGGCAUCAAGAUAAUUACGGAAAAGCUGAAACGUCUGCGUUCGUUGGACAUCAGCGGCUGUAGUCAGUUGACGGAUCACACAAUCGAUGCCAUCAUUGUGAACUGUGCCUGCUUGGAGACCCUUUCGAUUUAUCGCUGUCGUCGCAUGUAUACGGACAUUGAAGAUCGACUGUCCGGCGUGCGCAACUUGCAUAUGGACAAUAUCAAUCCUAUUGAUAAUGCCGAAUUCUUUCGUGUGAAAAAACGACUCGAUUGCUGAUAUUUUGCGGCAAUUUUCGUUGUAUUUGUACUAUAUUAUUUUCAAUUGUACAGUUUUCGCUAGUCUGGCAGCUAAAUAGCUAAUCAUUAAUCUAAUAUGUAUGGCUAUUUGUAAAUAUAAAUAUAUAUACCUACAUAUAUUUGCUCCAUGUCCUCCCAAUAAAUUAACAUAAUUAUGUAAGUUAGCCAAAUUGAGAAAAACUGAGUAGCUGUGAUUAAUGUGAAAAAUUCAAUUUUUUGUUUUUUAUGUGAGUAAUAUUAAUAUUUAUGAAUGUUGUUCAACAAAAUAAAACUAAUCAUGACUGUUGUAUUUGCCUUCGUACAAA
Molecule: messenger RNA, 2472 nt
Organism: Drosophila grimshawi
Lineage: Eukaryota; Metazoa; Arthropoda; Insecta; Diptera; Drosophilidae
Product: F-box/LRR-repeat protein 2
Exons: 3
Coding region: 123-2147 (674 amino acids)
Biological process (GO): SCF-dependent proteasomal ubiquitin-dependent protein catabolic process
Cellular component (GO): SCF ubiquitin ligase complex
Molecular function (GO): protein binding
Source: RefSeq, a predicted model, not a curated record